Molecule: messenger RNA, 1924 nt
Organism: Lytechinus variegatus (green sea urchin)
Lineage: Eukaryota; Metazoa; Echinodermata; Echinoidea; Temnopleuroida; Toxopneustidae
Gene: trmt61a
Product: tRNA (adenine(58)-N(1))-methyltransferase catalytic subunit TRMT61A-like
Exons: 4
Coding region: 120-1115 (331 amino acids)
Biological process (GO): tRNA methylation
Cellular component (GO): nucleus; tRNA (m1A) methyltransferase complex
Source: RefSeq, a predicted model, not a curated record
CAUAAACAGACAACACGUGUGUGGUGGAUGUUGCACGUAGCCAAUGCACUGCGGCAGCUUGACCACCCUGUCUUCGAAAAUAAAACUUAUCAAAGUCAUUUGGUAGUUAGUCGAUCAUCAUGAGUUUUGUAGGAUAUGAGGAAAAGGUUCGUCCUAAUGACACAGUGAUCAUUUUUCUUGGGCAUGAUUCAAUGAUGCCGCUAAAAAUGGUUUUUGGGUGCACAACUCAAACCAAGUACGGAGCCCUGCGCCACUCUGAAAUCAUCGGGAAACGUUACGGGUCGAAAUUAUCGACUGUCGGUGGAAAAGGAUGGGUUUACGUGCUUCAUCCUACUCCAGAGUUAUGGACUGAAAAUCUUCCUCAUAGAACUCAAGUGUUGUAUUUUCCAGAUAUCAGCUUAUUGACGAUCGAGUUAGAGCUGAAACCAGGCAGUAUUGUGGUAGAAGCAGGAACUGGCAGUGGAUCUGUUUCCCAUGCUCUAACUAGAACUAUAGCUCCUGAUGGUCAUCUCUACACUUUUGAAUUUCAUGAGCAGAGAGCACAUCUAGCCACUAAUGAGUUCAAGGAACAUGGACUUUCUCACAUUGUCACUACAACACACAGGGAUGUUAGUCAGAAUGGAUUCCAGUUGGAGAAUGACUAUGUUGCUGAUGCUGUAUUUCUUGAUCUUCCAUCUCCAUGGAAUGUCAUACCUCAUGCUAAGAAGGUCCUAAAAUCAUCAGGGGGAAGGAUAUGCUCCUUUUCACCGUGCAUUGAGCAAGUGCAACGAGUAUGCCUUGAACUUGACCAGCUUGGGUUCUCUGAUAUCAAAACGGUAGAGUGUCUGAUGCGUACACAUGAGGUGAAGACGAUCAACCUUACUUUACCCAACCUAGGACAACCCUGUAUUAAGUCAGAUGCCAGAGACCCCAAACCAGACAAGGACACUUUGGAAAGGACAGAAGGUGGUGCACGUUUAGUUGACCUUGGAGCAAACUAUUCAUUUGAAGAACCAGGGUCACAGAGCUCCGCAGGAGACAGUACAUAUCCUAAGAAAUGUGCAGUAGCUCCAAGAGCAUCACCAGGACAUACUGGCUAUCUAACAUUUGCAUCGCUUUACUCUUAUCAUGAAUGAGGAUACAGUAAUCUGCCAUAAAUUUUGUUUAGAUUUUUACAUUGUAAAUCUUGUCUACUCAAAGGGCCUGGUACUAAUAUUCAUCUUGGACACAUGAAGUCAUUAAGUCAAUCUUUAAACUUUGAUGAUAAGGUUGGUAACCAGGAAUCUGAGUUUUACAAACAUGUAUCAGCUGCAGGUAUGAUUGUUUACAUCUAGGUGCCAACUUUCAACCAAUAAUGACACCAUCUGGAAGACAUGGUAACUCAUGCAUCAGAGUACAGACUUCAAAAAUAAGUUUGCGACUUCUAACUGCAGGUAUGUGUGACACAUGACAUGAUGCUGACUAGUCUCAUCUUGGCUACUGUGUCCAAAGGCCUUCUCAAUAGGCUUGGUGUGGUUAAGUUAGAGGUUAACCUUGACGUUAAGUAAUUUUUUUUUGUUCGUUACUCAUGGGAAACUCAUAACAUAAAUAAAAAGAGUUGAAGGAUGUAGGCAAUAGUGAGUGUAUAAGUAAAUCAUGUGUCGAUGUUUUUAUUUGAUGCACAUCUACAGCCAUGCAUCUUGGAAAUUGCCAAUUGGUCUUUACCCACUUGACUUUGUCUACUUACCUUUUUGGUCUCAUCAUUGAUACCAUCCUACAUGGUCUGAUGAUUUUGUCUACAACUAUUUCAGUCUAAUUUCCAAUUGGGCUAUACCUAUUUUGUCAAAUAUCUGCUCGGUCUAACACCAUAUAUUCUGUAUGAUUAGGUUUAACUAUUUAUGAACCAAUUUUUUAUGUGACUAAAUGAAAAAUGACAAGAAGACCAAGUGAGUAUUAGACAGAGUGA